CCUCUCUCUGCGUUUCGUUCCUCUGGUCCAUUAGUAAAUCACGACGGAGUCGACCCGUUUUGAGUGGAUACGCCGCUUUCAUUUCGCGAUUGUCUCUGGGAUGCCAUGCAUCAUGUUUCGCCGACAGAAUUACGUUGACAAAAUCUAGACUAUGAUGGAUUAAGCAAGUCCUGGCUGCGAGACCUAUUGUUUGGUAAAUGGAUCCGCUAAUUACGUUUCGAGUACAUGGGACCAGCUAAAAGCUCUCGUCAAAAUUUGGCUUCCAACAAAAGCCAUUGAUCCACAUGUUCGAUAUGCAUAAACAAAAAAAAAAUUCUAUCUGUCAACAUAAAAUAAAUGUAAAAGUAUGUCAAAAGUAACAUGUAAUCUGUUUAAUAAUAACCUUAGGCGAUCUUUAUGCGUAUCCCCUUAUUUAUUUUGGUAGUGACAUUGAUAACAAUCAAUGUGAAAUCAAGUGAUGUUCAUUCGAAAAACGCUACUAAAAAAUUUAAGAAGCCGUUAACGGAGAGGGAGUUAAGCCAAUUUUUAAGUAACGAGUUUGAAAAGAAAGAAAGUGAAUCGUGUUUUAAACAAGCUUCUGCAGAAUGGGACCACCUAACGGAUAUUGAUCAUAUACAAAAAGAACAAAUAGCAGUAGAUGCGACAAUAGAAGGUGCUAAACUUGACAAGAAGUAUUGGAGCCGAUAUUUUCACAGAGCUGAUCCCGCUAAAUGCAAGGAUUGCUCGUUGGCUAGGCAAGUCACUAAAUUAGCCGUCCUCGGAAAUUCCGCUUUAAACGAAAACGACUUGAGAACAUUGACUGGGAUCAUCUCAAACAUGACUAAAAUUUACAGCACCGCUAAAGUAAAAUCGUACGAAAAAUGGAAUUUCAAUGGAGGUAAACGGAUUCCAAUUCCAUUAGAACCCGAUUUAAUAAAUAUAAUGGCAAAAACUCGCGACUACAAAGUAUUAAAGUAUUAUUGGGUAGCGUGGAGAAACGCUACCGGUUCAAAAUUAAAAUCAAUGUUUUACGAUUACGUUCAAUUAUCUAAUAAAGCGGCGAAAAAUAAUGAUUUUCAAGAUAAAGGCGCUAUGUGGAGGUCCGAUUUUGAAGACGAAAACUUUGUUGAAACCAUGGAAUCGCUUUGGAAAGAAGUUCGUCCGUUAUACAACGAACUCCAAGAAUACGUCCUCAACGAAUUCAAAACGAAAUACGCCGAAUUUAUGGACGAAAGCGACACUUUAAUCCCCGCUCAUCUUUUGGGGAAUAUGUGGGCACAAGAUUGGGUCAAUAUCGCCCCUUACGUCAUUCCAUAUCCCAAAGAAGAAAAAUUAAACGUUACCAAACUACUUUUGGAAAAACAUUAUACCGUGAUAAAAAUGUUCCAAACCGCCGAUAAUUUUUAUAAAUCGCUCGGUUUAGAAUCGAAUUCGAUGAGUUUCAAUAAAAGUGAAGGUGCGAUGAUUGAAAAACCGCGUGAUGGAAGAAACGUUUUAUGUCAUGCUUCGGCGUGGGAUUUUUGUAAUGGAAAGGAUUUUAGAAUCAAAAUGUGCGCGGAAGUUAAUUUUGAAAACUUUAUGACAAUCCAUCACGAAAUGGGUCAUAUAGAAUAUUAUCAGUUAUAUAAACAUCAACCUUAUGCUUUUAGAAGUGGUGCUAAUCCAGGUUUCCAUGAAGCAAUAGGUGAUACAAUCGCUCUUUCUGUAACCACAUCAAAACAUUUACAUCGCAUCGGCCUCUUAGAUAAACUACAUAAUGAUACCAAAACAGAAUUAAACGAUUUAAUGUAUUUGGCUUUAGAAAGAGUAGCUUUCCUUCCAUACGGAUAUUUAUUGGAUAAAUGGAGAUGGGAUGUUUUUGAAGGAACCGUAGAUCCGGAAUAUUGGAAUUCACAUUAUUGGAAGUAUAGAGAAACAAUACAGAAAGUAUCACCUCCAGUGGAUAGGAAAAUUGAGACGGAUUUCGAUCCGGCAGCUAAAUACCACAUUGUUGCGGAUUCUCAGUACAUCUCUUACUUUUUUGCGCGAAUCUUGGAGUUUCAACUUCACAAGGCACUGUGCGUUGCCGCCGGUGAAUAUGUCCCGGGAAAUGUUUUGAAACCCCUCCAUAAAUGCGAUAUUUAUCAAUCCAAGAAAGCCGGAGAAUUGCUGAGGCGGGGAUUAUCCUUGGGAGCUAGUGUCCACUGGACCGAGGUUUUAGAAAAGAUUACAGGCACCAAGAAACUUUCCGGGGCCGCUAUUCUCGAGUAUUUCGAUCCCCUGUACGAGUUCUUGGUCGAAAAGAACACCGAGUACGCGAACAGCCAGAGAAAGAAACGAAGUUGUUUUUGAAAAAGGAAGAAAAAAAUAUGAUUUUGUAAAACAUUUAUACUUGUAAUAUAAUUUUAUUAC
Onthophagus taurus is the source of this 2370-nucleotide messenger RNA. Its product is annotated as angiotensin-converting enzyme-like. Gene Ontology annotation, molecular function: metallopeptidase activity; peptidyl-dipeptidase activity. Lineage: Eukaryota; Metazoa; Arthropoda; Insecta; Coleoptera; Scarabaeidae. Gene Ontology annotation, cellular component: plasma membrane. The record is from RefSeq and is a predicted model, not a curated record. Gene Ontology annotation, biological process: proteolysis.